CGUGCAUCUAGUUGCUUGAUGCCGAACAAUAUUAUUUUAUUAUAUUUCAAAUAACAGUUAACAGAAAAGUAGAAAAGAGGGAGUAAGCUUGUUUUUACGCCGGUUAUUUAUCAGUCAUGGCAGAACAGUCCCGAAAUUCAUGGAUUAGUAAGGGUAACGAUAAAAAAAUUAGUUAUACUUGUGUUUCAUUUUUAAAUCGUAUAAGCUUCUGAAUAAUAGCUACGCACGGCUACUGCUGCUAGUACUACCACUACUACUUAUACUAGUACUAGUACUAGCUACUGCUACUACUACUGACAAUACUGUUGUUUACUAAGUUUACUUGUGUACUACUACUAUUUGUACUAGUGACUAGUUCUAGUAAUACUAACUAGUACCAGUUCACACUAUUCAGACAAUUCAGUUAGAAUUAGAUAGCUUAGAAUAGCUACUUUACUUUAGUAUUUAAAUUAGGCGACUUUGUACUUUGUAGGCCUACUAAUAAUAAUAAUAGGGUAGGGUACUUCAAUUUGUACCGCAGCAUUAUUAUUAUUCACACUUCCAAUAAAACAAUUGUUCUUUUGAAUAAAAACUUUUAAUUCAACGCAAAAAUUAUUAUUAUACAUUAUUCAAUUCCACAUUUCAAUUAAAAAACUUACACUUCCAAUAAAACAAAUGUCAUUUUGAAUAAAAACAUAUUUACUUCUUUAAAAGUUCUCCGCUACUGUGGUGGCCAAAAUUGAACAAUAUAGUCUAGAAUGGCGUUGAAGACAUUCAAACCAUUUGCUUCAACACGUCGACGCCACAUGAACUCACACAUAUAAGAACCAAGCAUUUGUCUGUCUGUGUGUGCCAUCGUGGCGCUUGUUUCUCUCUUUUGCCGAUUUCAUUGUACGUUCGAUGCAUUGAGUAUUGGCACCCGAGUUCGGGUCAACAAAGUUAACUGAAUGAUUGACCAUUUGAUAAGUCAAUCCCGAAGUGGUGCCAAUAGCAUUAUAUGCUCUCCAUUGAUCUGAAAUGACUGUUGUGCCCGGCAGGAUGUACGCUGUGAUAAUCGGCAUAAGUGUAGCUGCUGAUCUAUUUUGUACACAAAGCUUGAAACACUCAAUAGUCUUGUGACAAAUGCCUCCAAAGACCCAUUGUUGUGGCAAAACUCGUCAGACGUGAAUUUUUCUGCGCGUAAAGACUCUCGUUGAUUUCAAAUGUAGUAUUACAUCCUCCAAUAAUAACCAGAUUUUGUGCAAGUGUAUUAGCACAUACCUCCUGACUGGAGGUAGUAGUACAAAUAGUAGUAGUACACCAUGACUUGCAGAAUUUUUGUUUUAAUGGCACUUCUGUAUUAAUGUAAAUAUAUUUACAUUCUUUUGCAGAUGAUCCUAAACUGGUAUCUUCGAGACAAAAAGAUAUGUUUGAAGAUAUCUUGGAGGAGAGGAAAUUAAAUAGUGAUCUGCGCUAUUGCUUCAAAACUCGUGAUGAGCCUAAGUUUAAACUCAAUAAAGCAAGAACCCCAGCUCAAAUUAAAGAGCAUGUCCUCAAUAGUGACAGGGUUCAGUAUGCUAUUGAACAGGUGAACAUUACACAAAUCAGUAAUAUUAUAUUGUACUAGACCAGUAGUUCAUUAAACCUCCCCCCCCCCCCCCCCCCCCCCCCCCCGAUCCAUUUCACUCUUCACCUUACCUUCUUACCCCUGUAACAAGCUUUGUACAGAAUAUUAUUAUUAUAUUAUAUUCACAAACUAUGUCUGGUACAUAGCAAAUACUGGAUAUUACCGGGUAUUUUAAAAGUAAUAAACUAGCGCAGUGAUUCCAAACGUUUUACUCUUGGAGCCCUUAUUAUAAUUAAUUUCUAUGGGGGUGCCAUAAAAAGCCAUAUUGCCUACAUAGUAAAUAAAUGUAAAGUCUUUAAUUAUGAUAAUUACAAGAAUGAAGUUCAGUGCUGAUGUUUCAAAUUUAAAACUCAUAAAAUCUUUUUCCGUCUAUUGUAAAUUGACAUAAUUUUUGGUUAAUGCUUUUUGACAGGCAUGCAUGGAAACUAAGUUGCCCAAAAGUGAUGUUACUGCUGAAGCGUGUGCAAUCCUAGAUGAAAUGGCUCAUAACCUGCGGAUGGGGGCCGUAAGAAGCUUUGCAUUUGGUCUUAUCAAGAUAUUCAAAGCUCUCUAUCAAAGAAUUUACGUAAAUGUAGAUGGCAUCCAAAAGGUAAAUACUGUAGAGAAAUUCAGAAGUCUGUCUUGCUUUUGAUUGUUUGUGUACCUGACUGAGAGGAAAAUUAGCUGCUUAUGAGGCAACAAACACAACACUGGUUUAAAUCUCCAUCUUUGUUAUAGUCUACUGCAGGGGUCUCCUAACUACGGCCAGCGGGCUGGAUGUGACCCGCAAAGGCCCUCUCAUCCUGCCCACGGAGACCUUUUUUUUAAUGAAAAAAAAUUACGGAAAUUUAUGUGCAUUCUGCCAAAAUUAGCUGCUGCUUACGUGGACUUAAUGUUUUUUCCGAAUUAAAAUGGAGCCGCGCAGUAGUGCGUUAUGUUUUCCAGCCGAUCACUGCAUUGCAAAACCUUAUUCGCAGUUUAGUUUUUCUACUUCGUUCACAGUCAAUGAGAUGAUAUAACGCCAUCUAGUGGCAAAGUUUUUAAAUGGUUUGCUGCUUGAUCAAGUCUUGAUUAUUUUGAUCAAAGUUUUCCAGUUGCGGUUGACUGCUGCGAUGAAGAGGUUUUGGUGUCAUUUAGACUUUCCUAAUGUCAAAACUUUUGCAUCAAGGUACGUUUCAAUCUUUGGAACAACACACCUGUGUGAACAAACAUUUUCAAGAAUGAAAUAUGUGAAGAAAAAUUUGAGAACAAAGUUGUCCGAUGAUAAUCUCAGGUCACUGUUGAUGUUAGGGACGUCAAAUUUAAAGCCAGAAAUGUCUGCUAUUUUGGCAUCCAGGAAACAAUUUCACCAUUUCCACUAAAACAGGUGUUCAUGUGUAGUGUAUCAAUGUGUUAUUAAAAAAUAAAUGAAUAAAAUAAUAUUAAAUAAAUAAUUAAAAACAACAUCCAUGUUUUGAUUCUUUUUUAUUUGGACCUCGAGUGUGUAGUCGACGCCAAACUGCUGUUUGAUAGUUAAUGCCGCCCUCUGGCUGAAAAGUUUGGAGACCCCUGGUCUAAUGAACUUCACAACUUGGUCUCUCAGAGCUAUGACACCAAUUUAGGCUCUCACUCUAAAUCUUGAUCUUUCUGCCUCCUCUAUCUGCCUCUGACGCUCUCUGUUUGGUCCCUCACUCUAACUCAGUGAGAAUAUCCUUAUGUCCUCAGACUGGCCUGUCCUUCCUAUCAACUACCUCAGAUCUGUAAUAUCCAUAAAAGCUGUACCUUUGUAUGGUUCUAUCUAUACAUUUGAAGCCCCGCCUUGUUAACCGUUGCCCUUUAAUUCUCCUGUACCCAUUUGCUAUUUUGCAUAUCUCUAUGCUUUAAACCUUCUCAAAUGUGCUAAGAUGGACAUUCAGCAGUAAUAAAACAACAGUACCCUGAUCGCCUAAUUGACUCACGUGCAUGCCAGGACUUGUGAUGGGAUGGAAAUAGGACCCUACUUUCAACCAAGCAAUGUUACUCAAAAGAGGGAACCAAUGUCCCCAUAUUCCCACCUCAUGACUAAAUACAUUCGUCCCUCGCCAUGCACUGCAUGGUGGAUGGUUUCCCUGUAUACAGAGUAUAUCUAAUUUUGCAUGGUGGAUUUAUAUAGAAUUUUAUAUGUUGUUAAAAUUAUGUAGAUGUUAAGAGUGUAGAAAGUGUUUUAUAGCUUAGGAAGUGUUUAUAAGAGUGUGGGAAAGGGUUUAUAAGAGUGUGUGGAGGGUUUAUAAAGCCUAAAAUAUAUAUAUAUAUGUGUGUAAUAAAUGAAAUAUAAGGUUGAUAUUUUGCGGAUGUUCGCUUAUUGCUGUGGGCUCUGGAUAGACGAGGGACCACUUAAUACAUAUUCUAAGGAUAAACAAGACAUCCCCUUACCUCUCACACUGUCUCUUUGCGCUUGCAUUGAUUUAUAUAAUAAAAUUGCUAAUUUCUGAUCUGCACUUCUAACCUCGAGUGCCCUAAUAUUGUGAUCCUACUCAUGUCUCCCCACAACAUAUAAAACCGCUCAGAAGCAGAAAUCUGCAUAUAACACGACAUCCAUUACUCUCUCAGGUGUGCGUAUUGAGUUAGCUCAAACAGUGCGGUACCUGGGUGUCUACCUAGAUAGAAGACUAACUUUUGAAAGUCAUAUUAACAUGCUAUGCAGGGCGAUUUUUCUGGAGCUGCGCAGGAUUAGUCAAAUCAGGCCCUUCCUAACAAUUGAUACAACAAAGAGGCUGAUGUCUGCAUUUGUGCUAUCACGCAUGGACUAUUGCAAUGCUCUCAUGGUGGGUCUUCCAGCUACGCUCCUGGAUAAAAUUCAAAUAGCACAGAAUAAUGCGGCUCGCAUAGUUCUCCGCAAACGCAAAUUCGACCAUGCAAAAACACUUCUGAGAGAGUUGCAUUGGCUGCCGGUGCGUGCUCGCAUAGAGUACAAAAUCGCAACUUUGUGCUACCGCUGCUUACAUGACCUGGCGCCGUCCUAUCUGAAAGAGCUGCUGACGCCUUAUGUACCCAGUAGAGAGCUCCGCUCAUCCGAUAGUGGCAAACUCUCGACACCACGUGUUUGCCUUGAGACUUACGGAAAGCGCACUUUCGCAUUUGCUGGUCCAACAAUUUGGAACGCCCUUCCUGUCGAUCUUAGAAACAACCAGACACUGGAGUCCUUUAAAACAGAUCUAAAGACACAUCUAUUUCGCAAAUACCUUCUGGAAUGAUUGUCUACCUUAUUUUCCAUGUGUUUCUGUGUUGCUCCGGGUUGAAAUGGCUAGAAGGACUUUGAUAUUGUAUGCUUGUAAUUAGUUUUUGUAGUGUUGUGUUUGUUUUAAAUGAGGUGAAUUAUAGAUAUGUUUUUUGUUGACUUUGUACCGCGCUUCGAGCCUUUGGGGAUGAAGCGUGUUUUUUAAAUGAACUUUAUUAUUAUUAUUAUUAUAAUAUAUACCAGGUAUUGUAGUAAAGCAAUAUCUAUAAAAUAAAAAAUACAUGAAAAUAAAAAUGGUUAUAUGAACCUAGUUGAUAUUGCUCUUUGGGUAUAAUCUUCUAACGGCCAGAAUUAAGUUGAAUGAAUACUUUCUUCACUGUCGUUUGUGUGCAGAAGCCAUGUGAAAAAUAUAUUGAAUGAAGGCUUUCUUCAUUGUCAAUUGUGUGCAGAAGCCAUGUUUUAAUAUUUGUUAAUCUAAAAGUAACAUAAAUGCAAAGUGUCAUUAUGCCCGUAAAAAGAACAACAAACAGUUAGAUAGAAGCAGGUAAUAUGAACAUUAUAAUUAUACAUUGAUAUUUAACUAUUGUUUUUAAUUAUUUUUAUCCAAAAUUAUUAUUUAGAUUCGAGGUAUGGUGAAAGAAUAUCCAAUUCUCUUGAUGCCUUCACAUAGAAGCUAUAUGGACUUUUUGCUUAUGUCUUAUGUAUUUUAUCAUUAUGAUCUUCCUCUUCCGGUCAUUGCUGCAGCUAUGGGUAAGAACAUACCUCAUAAUUUUGUAAAAUGCUUGAAUUUACAUGAGCUUAUAGAAAAUCUUGUUUAGAUAUAUUUAAAUUUAUUAACUUUUGAACGUUUGGUUCCCUUUUGUUAAAAUAUAAUUAGUACAGCAAAUUGAUAGUUGGAAACAAAAGAAUGAUUUUCAAUAGAGAAUAUUACAAUGUUAAACAGUCUCUGAUAUGCAAGAUGUGAUUACAAAUGUUCCUAUUGCCUAGCAGGUCUGAUCAAUUAACACUGACUAUAUACAAGUAUUUAUGCCGGAGUGAUUUUACAAAAGGCUUAUUUUUAUUUUCGUCAGAUUUUUUGGGAAUGCAGUUUGUUGGUUGGCUGCUCCGAAAUUCUGGGGCUUUCUACAUUCGUCGGAGCUUUGGCGAUGACCAUCUCUACUGGGCAGUGUUUACAGAGUAUGUACAAACACAAAUCUGUAAUGGUGAUGCUCCAAUUGAAUUUUAUGUGGAGGGAACCAGAAGCAGAACCUCGAAAUCUUAUACUCCAAAAUUUGGUAAGUUUUACAUGGAUGUUACACAAUGUAAUGAGAAGACUUUGAAAAUGCUUUAAAGAUGGUUGUAAAGUCUUGUGGAAACUGAUUUUUUCCAAUUUACAAAUCUGUCAUUACACUAUAUAAACCUUGGUGAAUAUUUAAACUUUUGAAUUCCUAAUCUUUAGGCAUGCUGUCGGCAGCUUUAGAACCUUACUUCAAGUCACACAUCCCUGAUAUAAUGGUGGUACCAGUGAGUAUCAGCUAUGACAGAAUUUUAGAAGAAAGCCUCUAUGCAUAUGAACUUCUUGGUGUACCAAAGCCAAAAGAAUCUACAUCGGUAAGUCAUACCUCUUGUACAACUAUGAUUGUACAACUUUUUUAACAACCUAGUUCAUCCAGUAAAUACAUUUUACAUCAGCAUUUGGCUUCAGUCCAGGAUAGGACAGAAUUAAUUAUUAUAUACAAAUAAGAAAACCUUGUGCUAGAAUUUAUGAACUUAAUAUUUCAUUGAGCAAUAUAAAUUAAUUAAUCUAACAAAUCUUUUAUGAAUUGCAUUAUAUUACAUAAAUUAUUUAACCAAUCUAAGAAUGUAAAAAAAAAUAGUACAAUUUUUUGUUUUAGUUAUAAGAACAAUAAAAAACUGAAUAACAUUGAGUCAAAACGUCAACCUGUCCCUAUCCCCAGUUUCAAAGGCUGAUAUAUUGGGACACAGACUUAAAUGAAUACAAAAUCUUAAUUUUUCUAUUAAUUUAAGGGCUUCAUCCUGCAUUAAAAAGAAAAUGCAUGUCCUAGCCUAGAUAUAAUGUAAAUAUUAAAAUGUUGUUCAUUUGUAUGUUUAUUUUUGUGUAAGAUAUUGGCUUAUAUAGUAUUUUAUAGAGAUGCUUAAAACGUAGCUUUCAUUCUAAAAAUAUUUUAGGGUCUUCUGAAAGCAAGGAAAAUUCUAGAGGAGGACUUUGGAAAUAUUCACAUUUAUUUUGGGGAACCCAUCUCAAUCCGAAAAUAUUCAGAAGGUUUAGUAGAUCGCAGUCUUCAUAAUUUAGCUCCAAGGUUUGUUUUUCAAGUCCAAAAUUGACUUUUUCUUAGCAAAUUUUAUCUUUUUUUUUAAUACUAAAAUGUAUACAUAAUUUUAUUUUUGUUUGAUUAUUGAAAAUUCAAAGCAUGUGUUUUUAUUGAUGUUAGCAGAUUUAAGUAAAAAAAACGAAGUUUAAAAUUUAGAUUUAAAAAGAAAAAAAUUCUUUGUUGAUUUUUAUUGAAAUACUAUAAUGCCAAACCUGUAAUAUAACUUGUUUAAAAUCUUACUUUUAGGUACAUUGCCAGCUUGACCAAUCAAGAACAAGAUCUCAUCAAAAAGCUUGGCCAUCACAUGAUAUUGACUCAUCAGAAACAUAUGGUAGUUUCCCCAUGGUCUAUGAUGGCAGCAGUUCUAAUGCAGUCCCAGGGUGGAAUUUCAUUACGGCAAUUGGCAAAGGAAGUAGAGUGGGUUAAAAGACAGGCUUCUAAUAUGGGUGCUUACAUUGACUGGCCAGGUUAGUUCUUUAGCUGAUGUACUUUUAAAAUUGGCCUUACACUUAUGUUUCCCAUUCAGAUCAUGAUCAACAAUUUAAAAUACCAAUGGACUGUUGACAUUUAAAGAGAAAUACAUAAAAUAAAUACUUUUGAAAAGAUUUUUAAAAUUAAUUUAUACUUAAGCACCAACAUGAAAGGUAAAAUAAUGGUCUUUUUAACUGUUAUGGAAUAAGAGGUAAAAAUGAUGGUAUUUUUAAAAUUUACAGUUCUAUAUUGUUGAAAUUUAAAGCAAGAAUUUAAAUAGAUUUGUUUUAAAACACUGUUUUUACAAACUAACCUGGCAGUGAAGUGAUAUUCAUCAUCAGGGCAAAACAGUGCUGUUUGUAAUGUAAAUGUUUGAUCACUUGAUUAUAAAAUCACUAGACCAACUUGCUGCAGAGAUAAUACAAAUUUUUUUUCCACCUUUCAGCCUCUGAAUCAGCUGAGACAGUUUUGAGGGCAAACAUCAAACUACACCAUAACAUAGUACGUGUAGCAGAAGAUGAUGUCGUAGAGUUAGUUAGAGUGGCACCUCCUGCUCAUGCCAAAGCUACUGAUGCCCUAAUGAUAACAGGUUUUUAAUUAAUCUUUUUUAAUUAUUUCUUUUACCACUAUUAAAUGUAUCGUAAUGUAAAACAGAGGCAACCAUGGUUCUCAAAUCUAAGCCAUUGUAGUCUUCUUUAUCCUCAAUAUAUUUUUAACUGCACCAAGUCUUUUGAGCAAGGAUCACUGAUAACUUAUUAAAUAUGUAUCCAUGUGAAAUCAAGGAAAGAAAUAUAACAAAAUGUCAUUCAUUAAAACCACAUAAUAAUUGAUUUCUUUCACUAUACUUGUAGUGAACUUUGAUACAUUCCUAAAUUUUCUAGCAACCUUCAAUAUAACUGAAUACCCAAUUUCAUCUCUAACAGCAGGACAACACCUCAUGCUUUCACUGUACCGUAACCACAUACUUCAUGUGUUUGUACGUCCAGCCAUGAUAGCAAUAUCUGUCAACACUUGUAAUGAAGAAAAGCUAACAUUGGGUAAGGAAUCGUAUACAGUAUUUGACUGCCGCACAUUUUAUUAAAGGAACUAUUGAUAAAACAAAGGGAAUUAAUGUAAACAGGUGUGAAGUAUUUUCUCUUACAAAAUCUGAUUCACAUAAAAAACUUGUGAAGUGGUGUUCCUCAUUCAUGUAGAAAACUUAUGAAGUGGUGUUCCUGAUUCACAUAGAUAACUUAUGAAGUGGUGUUCCUCUGUUUCAGAUGACUUGUAUAACAAGUACAGUUUUCUUGAGCAACUCCUAAGUAAAGACUUUGUGUUUGUUCCUGGACAUACUAAAGAUGUUUGUGAUUUUCUUUAUUUCCCUAACUAAUGUACAGUUAUGAAAGAGAUACAUAAUUAUUAUUAUACUAUGAUAAUAUAAUUAAGAUUAUAUAAAUAUACUAUAUUAAUUUUUGAGUUUCAGCAAAAUACACUUUCAUUAUAAAGUAAUAUAUUUCAUAUUUCACAUAACUACUAUAAUUCUAUUUAAAACAGAUUUGGCUAACAUAGAUUCUGUUGGCUUAAUAUGAACACUAUUUCUUGUUAGCAAAUCUACAUAUAGCAAUAGCAUUUUCUCCAUUUAGGGGAAAAAUAUUUUGUUUGCAUGCUUCACUUUAUUUUUAUUUAAAUAUCAUUUUAUUUUGAGGACUUUGAACUUUCUCUUCGGACGCUGACUCACACAAGUGGUGUUGUUUUGGAAGAGAAUGAAGUAGUUAUUGGAAAGUCAACCAACAAACUCACCACAUUCUACAGUCAAAUGUUUGAACCAUUUUUACUGGGUUAUUGGGUGAGAUUGAAAAUAAUACAUAUACUUAAUAUUUAGCUUGCCAUUUUAUAAGUCUUUUUGAUACCUGCAAGUUAAAAAUCAAAUUGAGAUGUGUGAGAUUUAUUGUAAACUGAAUUUUUUUUUCUGUUUAAAAAAAUAACAGUCUCUUUGCAACUAAUUGGCUCUAACUGUAUAUUAAUUUUUAAAAGUGAGAGUUAUAUCAUAACCACUUAUGUUAAUAGUUUCAGUUAAUAAAAAACCAUUUAAUUCACCGGUUCUCCUCAAACUAACAAUUGUUUUGAUUUUGUUUACAGAUUCUGUGUCAGUAUUUACUUUCAAACCACCCUAGUGUAGCUGGGAAACCAUUGGCUAAGACUCAGAAAAUAUUAGUCAAGGAGGCUCAAAUGAUGACAGCCCGCUUGCUUCAGGAGGGGGUUGUCAAACACUAUGAAGUGCUCUCUCUUGACAUGAUGAACAAUGGACUGCAUGCUUUAUACCACAUGGGUGGGGUUAGCAAAGAACGAAGGGAUGGCUCAGUCUACAUGUAUCCAAAUACUCGUCAACUGUCCAACAUCACUGACCAGCUAGGUAAGAUCUGACAUUCUAUUACCAUUAUAUUAAUUAAACCUUCCUUUAAUAAAAAAUUUUACUUGCACUUUUGCAGUCUAUAUGCAAAAGGCCAGAUUGGUGUAAAUUAAUCCAAUAUUUAAAUUGAUCUUAAUGUUGAUGAAAGACUGAAAAUUAUUGAUCCACUUUAUAGAAUUUCUGGAAAAAAAAUUAUUUUAGGCUUGUAUUGAUAAAAUGAAAGGUGGAAUGUAAUCUGUUACAAAAUCUUUUCAAUAAAGUAUUACAAAGUUUUUCGUCACUAUUUUUUCAUAUGUUUAAAAAAAAAAUCAUGUCUAGUAAAUCCAUGUUCAUGAAAGAGAAGCAAAACUAUAACAAGUCAACAGUUGAUAAAGACAUUAGUAUCUUAAGACUUGUUACAUCAUUAUGUUUGUAAAUGAUUUGUUUAUAUCAAAUUCAAUCAAUUUUUUAAAAUAUUUAUUGCAGCCAAAUUUAUUGAUGUUCCACGCCUGCCAUCUGUCAGCAUAAACCUACAUUCAAAGACUGUGACUGUCAAUGCUAAGCUCUGAACGUACUCCAUUGAAUAGAUACAAUUAAGUGAUACAAAUAACUAGACAAACAAAUGGGAAGCAGCUGAUGACCUACUCUAUAUAAUUAUGACUAAGAGCUUACGCUGAACCUUCAUGUAUUGUUAACUAUUACCCAGUGCACCGAGUUUUGUUUUUAAAAAAAAUAAAUUUGUAUGAUAUUUUGAGGUGCAACUUAAAUUUAAAUAAUGUGUAAUUGCAGGCAGUUUUAUUAAAAUGAAUAAUUUAUUUCUGAGUCAUCGUAAGGCUGUAAAGUGUGUUUGGGUGAUCUAUUUAACUCGUCAGCCAUGACCAUAUAUUUUUUGUGACCAUUUUUCACCCUUCCAGUCAUUUAAGAAAUAGUGAUUACUUAAAAAAAAGUGAUUAAUUUUGAUGAUGAUUAAUGAAUUAUUUAGUUGGUUUGCCUUGCCUAUACUAUUAUUACAUGGUUUCUAAGAAAUCUCUGAUAUUCAUCUGGUCCCUUGCAUAUCUAAGGAGACUAUUGUUGUAUAGCAUUAAACAAUUAAAUAACUGGGGCAUUUUCUUGAUGACUGAUACAUAGUUCUGAAAUGAAAGUUCUAUUUACUCAGAACUUAAGUAUGUCAAAACGUUGUUUUUUUUCCCUCCUCAACAAAUAUUUUUAAAAUGCAAACUGUGAUAUAUAAUCAAUAAAAAUAUAUUAUAAAAUGCUGAGUCUUUCAGCAUCUCUCUCAGCAUCACAAUUAGUUAAAGGGAAGAUCGUCUUCAGUAUUUAGAAUUGGAUAUCCCUCUCCAUCCAACAUUUGAAUAUUGUCAAGUUAUUUUCAUGGCAUCAUAAUGUAUGCUUGAAAAAAAUAUAAGUUUUGGAUUGUGCAAAAAAAAUGCAGUAUGUCAAUCACAAUAAAUGUAAUUAAAGAUGCUAAUAUUUUUAGAAGACCAACUGGCUGUAACAACAAAUUUGUUUUGUUUUGCCUUUCAAAUGUGAAGUUUUCUAUCUCAUGAGUUUCUAUCACCAACAGAUUCUCAGAUCUCAUUUAACAUGUUCAACAAUUAUGUAUUAAAUAAUUAAUGUAAUGAAAAAGAAUUUCAGACAUAUUUUUUUCAAUUACAAGAUUUUCCUUCUCACUGAAAACCCCUUUAAAGUUCAUUUGUUUUAGAAAUGGAAACAAUUGUAAGUCUUAUUUGUUUUACUGGUACCUAAUACCUUUAUAACUUUAUUUCUUUAAAAAAAAAGAAGAUCUAUAUAUUUUGUCAUGUAUAGUUUUAUACAUGGUUAACUGACAGUUUCAUUUUUAAAGAUUAUUAAUUUGGUAAAAGUCAAAGCUUUUAGAUCUGUCUAAACUAUCUAUAAUAAAACCACUGUAAUGCUACAGAUUGUUAUUCUGGUAAAUUCUAUCUAAAUAGUACAUUGCGAGUUAACCUUUUGUUAUAUUAAUUAAAGCAGACCAGAUGCCUUUAAGCCUGCAACUGCAUUGAAUUCGGGCCUGGAUAGCAGGAGUCAUCUUAUGAUCAGCUUCUUUCUUUAUUCCUGUUUUAAAUAAGGUGGCCAUGCACUCCACUUAAAAAUGCUGAUUGCACUUUCUGAUAUUUAGUAGUGUGUUUAAAAUAGAAUUGAGUAAAAUUGACAGAAUGUGUGCUGACUUAAAUGAGACUUGUAAUACACCCUUCUUUCUUGAGACAAGAACGUUCUACUCAACAGCAAAGAGUCCAAUACUUUGCAAUUUAUGUACAGUGAUUUAUUAUAGCCCAAGAAAGAAAAGUUAAUACAAACAUUUCUAUCGGUUUUUGAUUAUAUUACAACAGUAGUUCACAUUUUGUAUCAUUGCAUUAACAAAGAUUUUAACAACAAAAGAUAGGAAGAAAUUACAUUGGCACCUUUGGAUCAGUUGGGACUGUAUCAAUGAUUAACUCUUUACUAACUUGGAUUCUUAAGCUUCUAUAUACACAUAGUGACACCUAGCAAGAUUUAGAUAACAUGAAUUUUGAAAACAUUUAGUUUUACAGCAGUCCAAUCAUUUAGCAAGUAUGCCAAUGUUAAAAUAACCUUUUUUUCCUCAUAAAGAACCUUGUAGAAAAUAUAGUUGAAAACCUGCAUGUGUCUGAAAAUAUUAAUUUAGAGAUGUAAUUAAUAGAGUUUUUGUGCCAAUAAACCAUCCAGCUGGAUGUCAGAAAUCUUGGAUAUCUACAUUUCAAGAUGUAUUCCCUAUUGUCUUUAUUUAAGAGCGCUUAUUUUAUAUUUACAUAAACCAAAGUUAAGGAUGUGGGGCAUUUUCACCAGCAUCAUAAAUUCACCAUUAGUGCUGGAAAAAAAAAUUAACUUAGCGAUGUGACAAUGUCGCAUUCAUUUUUUUUAUUUAACCAAUACAGCAUCCGGCUGGAUUACAGCAUCCGGCUGGAUGUCAGCAGUUUUAAAAGUAUCUAAAUCUCAAGAUGUAUUUCUUAGUUUUAUUUAUGUCUUUUAAGAAUGUUUAUUUACAUAAAUAAAAGUAGUCAAGGAUGUGGUGACUGUCUACAAAAGUUCAUCCUUGUUUAAAAAAAAAAAUUGAAAUUAAAACGGGUUAAUCUUGCUUUUGUGAUUGAGGUAUGAGGCUGAUGAAAACAGUAUUUUAUUUAAUAAAGAUAAUGAUCACAAGAAAACUGAAAUUUUUUGGGGGGUUUCAACAUGCAUGAAUGUUUUUCUUCCGAGCUAAACCAUAAAUUGUCCAUGGCUAAAAAUUAUUUCUUGAUACCUGGUAUGCCAGAUAUGUGAGA
Messenger RNA from Lymnaea stagnalis (great pond snail), 13207 nucleotides. Lineage: Eukaryota; Metazoa; Mollusca; Gastropoda; Lymnaeidae. The record is from the annotation of a GenBank genome assembly.